AGCAUUGUGCUCAGAAAAGGGGUAGUGGCACUUGAGCCGCCAGCGUGAUGCCAUCAGCUUGCUGCUUGCACUCAUCUCGCCAUGCGAGCUUGCACAGUCCGAUGCGGCCGUGGUUUUGAUGGGGUGGCGUUGCCGUGGUCGGCAACAAACAGAAACCCUCCGGCGGCACCGAAACGGAACCGAUAUGGUGCCGUCCUUGCAGCCAACAUCGUGAUUGCGGCGGUGUCGAAGGCAAAGCAGCGCCGCUCGAAACACGCUUUGUGUGCUGAGGAGCCCGACAAGAGCCCGUUCAUGCGUUUCCUGGAGAUCGAUACCUCGGUCUUCGAGACCAAACGGGAGUAUGCCACCCGCACCGCGCUGGAGCGGGCAUUCGAUGGCAUAACUGUGAACUUGAAGGAUUUGUCCAGGAAGUAUGGACCCAACGUGCCUCUCGCUUCCUUGGAAAGCCCGGUGUACCGAAUCAUCGCCUUCACCGUGGCAUUCUUCGCCUACCCUUCCAUCGUCCGCUUCUUGCGAGGGAUCCUGCAAAUGGGGGUGGGCGAGAGCACGGCGGAUUUGGCAGAUGUGGUGACCGACUUUGUAACGGUGGAGACGUUUGUUUUUGGCAGCUACGCUGGGGUGACCUUGUCUGUCCAGAUGCAAAGGCUGGCUGAGCUGCAGACGGAAUGUGCCAAGGAGUGUGCUCACUUGAGCGGCAUGGCGGAGCACACGGUGAAUUUGUUCGCAUCGCUGGACAAGUCGGCGUUGAGCGCGGAGAGCCGCGCCACAGCGCUGGGCUGCGAGAAGGAGUGCCUCAACGCCCUGUGGCACCACUCGGACCGUCUGGCUUUUGGCACACGGGGCGAGGAGCUGAUGGACAUCGCCGAGCGCAAGCGGCGGCUGGACAGCGUGUCCAACUACCGGGUGUCGUUGCUGAAGUGGGGCCGAAACCGGCGGGAGAGCUCGAAGCAAGCCCCGCUCUACGAGCCAGAGCUGCAGCUGUGCCUGCAGAUGACCAAUACCAUGCGGGAGUUCCGCGCCGGGCGCCUGUCCAGAGAGUCCUUGACCCUCCCCACCACAUUUUUCUGGACCUUUGGGCUGUUGUCCAUCUUCAUCUCCGCCUCCUUCGCCUUGCGAGAGGCUGCGGAUCCCAACAGCGAGUUUUCCAUUGUGGACCGGUGCUUCUUCUCGACCCUCGCCUUGGCCUUCCUCACUCUCUUCCGCUUGGCCGUGGAUGUGAACUUCCCCUUUCGCGGGGAUUACCAAAUACGACGGGGCACCAUCACUGCCGAGCUGGUUGCGGCAAGGGCUACCUUGAAGGAAACGCUCGCGGAUUAUGGCGUGCAGGCCAAGCUGAAAAGAGGCCGAUGA
Molecule: messenger RNA, 1350 nt
Organism: Effrenium voratum
Lineage: Eukaryota; Dinophyceae; Suessiales; Symbiodiniaceae
Source: the annotation of a GenBank genome assembly